AUUUGGAGCAGCACCCUUACUCAGCUUAUCUUAUUUUCAAGCGUUGUUCAUAUCCCGACGAUUCCAUCACUUGAUGCAAUGUGCAUUUUGGUAUUUGGCCUGCCUUCUCUUCACAAGCUAGCUGUUCCAGACGAUAUGUUAGCCACGGCGAAAAAUUCACUUUCUGAACACACGAUUUCUCGAACAUGUAGGGAAUGCGUGUUUCAGGUUGUUGGGUAUCUUCCAACAAGAGUAAGGCUUUAUCUUCAAAAUGGCAUUCCUUAAACCGAUACUCAAGGCAACCGAAUCUUAUAAUACAUCUAGGUGAAGUAGCUGUGCCAAUAAAUGCUACAUUGUUUAAACAUAAUUCUAUGCUUGUUGUUAUGUACAUGUUCGAUUAAGAACCAAGAUGAUGAAAUACUGGCCA
This is a messenger RNA of Linderina pennispora, 406 nucleotides long. RefSeq lists its product as uncharacterized. The transcript has a single exon. NCBI's taxonomy places the organism in Eukaryota, Fungi, Kickxellomycota, Kickxellomycetes, Kickxellales, Kickxellaceae. The record is from RefSeq and is a predicted model, not a curated record. Bases 79 to 264 code for a protein of 61 amino acids.